AUGUCGACUUAUAAAACCAAGACCUUCACUCUCUUCAUAGCAGCAACACUACUCUCGUCCUGCAACGCAGCCACAAACGCAAACGCUACAACGCAACCGCUAUUUCCCGCGAUUCUAAUCUUCGGCGAUUCAACGGUUGAUACAGGGAACAACAACUACCACUCACAAACGAUCUUCAAAGCUAAACAUCUUCCUUAUGGAAUUGAUCUCCCAGACCACAAAGCUAGUGGAAGAUUCACAAACGGCAAAAUCUUCUCCGACAUAAUCGCGACAAAACUCAACAUCAAACAGUUUGUUCCUCCUUUCUUACAACCGAAUCUCCCCGACCAAGAUAUUGUAACCGGAGUCUGUUUUGCAUCAGCUGGUGCGGGUUACGAUGACCGCACCAGUCUCUCUACCAAAGCGAUCCCCGUCUCGGAACAACCAAAGAUGUUCAAGAAUUACAUUGCUCGUCUCAAAAGUAUCGUGGGAGACAAGAAAGCUAUGGAGAUCGUAAACAAUGCUUUGGUGAUUAUAAGUGCUGGUCCUAACGAUUUUAUCUUGAAUUAUUACGAUAUUCCUACAAGGCGUCUUGAUUUUCCUAACAUUUCUAGUUACCAAGACUUUGUUCUUAAGAAGCUUGACAAUUUCGUGCAGGAGCUUUACAGUUUAGGCUGCCGAAACUUUUUGGUCGGAGGUUUACCACCAAUGGGUUGUUUACCGAUUCAAAUGACUGCUAAGUUCCGAAACGGUAUAAGGUUCUGCUUGGAACAAGAGAACCGAGACUCUGUCUUGUACAAUCAGAAACUUCAGAAGCUAUUACCUCAGAUCGAAGCAUCUAAUAAUGGAAGCAAGAUCCUUUACUCAAAUGUUUAUGACCCUAUGAUGGACAUGAUGCAAAACCCUAGUAAAUAUGGUAUACAUACAAUCUCUUCCUUGUUCACCAAGUUAGCUUAG
Molecule: messenger RNA, 936 nt
Organism: Capsella rubella
Lineage: Eukaryota; Viridiplantae; Streptophyta; Magnoliopsida; Brassicales; Brassicaceae
Product: GDSL esterase/lipase At2g24560
Exons: 2
Coding region: 1-936 (311 amino acids)
Molecular function (GO): hydrolase activity, acting on ester bonds
Source: RefSeq, a predicted model, not a curated record